This is a messenger RNA of Hyaena hyaena (striped hyena), 778 nucleotides long. It is a transcript of the gene TMEM126A, whose product is annotated as transmembrane protein 126A. Bases 140 to 733 code for a protein of 197 amino acids. Gene Ontology annotation, cellular component: mitochondrion. Gene Ontology annotation, biological process: mitochondrial respiratory chain complex I assembly. The transcript has 5 exons. NCBI's taxonomy places the organism in Eukaryota, Metazoa, Chordata, Mammalia, Carnivora, Hyaenidae. The record is from RefSeq and is a predicted model, not a curated record.
GCGCCCGCCUGACCCGAGUCACGUGUCAGCCAAAGAUGGCUGCGUUCAGGCUACUUGAGCAAAGGUUGGAGUGAACCCCGGCGUGCCGAGGAGAAACGGUGGAGGCACCGACUGCUGUGAGCAGAGCCUAAGGCUCAAGAUGGAAAAUCAUGAACCAGAUGAUACUGUCAAGGAAGACUUAAUUUUCAAUAUCAUAACCAGAAAAAUUAACCAACUCCCAGAAGCAGAUCGGAAUCUGUUUGAACAUGGAUCAGUAUAUAUUGGACUUAAUGCUGCUCUCUGUGGUCUAAUAGCAAAUAGUCUUUUUCGACGCAUCUUAAAUGUGACACAGGCUCGUAUAGCUGCUGGCUUACCAAUGGCAGUGAUCCCGUUUUUGACUGCGCAUGCAUCUUACAAAGGUUUUGUAAAUUUACCUUUGAAUACAGGUGAUCUGAAUUGUGAAACCUGUACCAUAACACGGGGUGGAUUAGUUGGUCUUGUUUUUGGUGGUCUGUACCCUAUUUUCUUGUCUAUACCUGUGAAUGGUGCCCUGGCAGCCAGGUAUGAGUCAGCCCUGCUACCAGAAAAAGGAAACAUCUUAACUUACUGGACUAGAAUUUCUAAGCCUGUCUUUAGAAAGAUGUUAUUUCCCAUUUUGCUCCAGACUGUGUUUGCAGCAUACCUUGGAUCUAGACAAUAUAAAUUAGUUAUAAAGGCUCUUCAGUUACCUGAACCUGGCCUAGAAAUUCAGUGAUUGUUAAACAACUUUGUAUACAGAAAUAAAGCUGUAAUGUAUGAA